Molecule: messenger RNA, 273 nt
Organism: Closterium sp. Yama58-4
Lineage: Eukaryota; Viridiplantae; Streptophyta; Zygnematophyceae; Desmidiales; Closteriaceae
Source: the annotation of a GenBank genome assembly
AUGAGCAGUGUGACUACGAGAAGUAUGACUAUGAGAAGUGUGACUAUCUUGAAGCUGAGAGGCCUAGGAGGAGGAGGAGGAGGAGGAGGAGGAGGAGGAGGAGGGGAGGAGGAGGAGGAGGAGGAGGAGGAGGAGGAGGAGGAGGAGGAGGAGGAGGAGGAGGAGGAGGAGGAGGAGGAGGAGGAGGAGGAGGAGGAGGAGGAGGAGGAGGAGGAGGAGGAGGAGGAGGAGGAGGAGGGCAAAGAGGACUGCACCGGCGACUUUUCAGCUUGA